ACUCACCUCAGCCUCGUCUGUAGUGGAAACAGCACGAUGGGGGUUCUCCUGGCGCUGCUUGUGGCAGCCGGCGUGUUCUUCUGCGUGUCCUUCGUGGGGGUUGGGCUGUGGGUACUCUACACCCAUUUCACCACUGCGGACAUCCCUGCAGGUAUCAGCCACCCCAAGAAACUGCGGGUUUGCCACUGCAUCUUCCUGCUGUUGGUGGCAUGGGGGAAGAUUUUUGAGAAACUGCGCAUCUGUUCUAUGCCCGGAUUUGUCCGUUUCAUGCACGACCUGCUGCCGCUAAAGGAGGAUCCGGAUGUCAUGGUCACGGACCUCCUCUUCGGGACUAUCCCGGUGAAACUGUACCAGCCCAAGGCGUCCUCCUGCACCCUGAGGCCUGGCGUUGUGCUCUACCACGGCGGUGGGGGCAUCAUAGGGAGCUUGAAAACCCACCAUAAAAUAUGCUGUCGUCUGUCCAAGGAGAGUGACUCAGUGGUUCUGUCAGUGGGGUAUCGCAUGUCGCCGCAGAGUAAGUUUCCGACGCCGGUAAGAGACUCUAUCGCGGCCACCAUCCACUUCCUGAAGUCUCUCGAGACUUACAAGGUGGAUCCAGCCCGGGUCGUGGUCUGUGGUGACAGCGCGGGAGGGGGCAUUGCGGCAAUAGUUUGCCAAAAACUAAUGGACAAGCCAGAUCUCCCUAAGAUCCGUGCUCAAAUCCUGCUCUACACGGUCAUCGAACUCUUGGAUCUCAAACUCCCUUCUUUUCAGGAGAACCAGAAUGUCCCGCUGCUCACUCACGAUUUUAUCUAUUACUGUUGGUUUUGUUACUUGGACAUCAGUCCCUCCUGGAAAAGCGUUGUCAUGGAACGUGGCCAUUUGCCUGCCCAAGUCUGGGAAAAAUAUAGAAAGUGGUUGGGCUCAGAAAACAUCCCGGAGAGGUUUAAGAAGAAAGCCUACCGGCAGGCAUCCCCUGCGCCCCUGAAUGAGGGUGCCUAUCUGGAGACAGAACACAUUUUGGAUUUGAUGUGCUCACCCCUGAUUGCAGAAGAUGAAGUGAUAUCUCGGCUCCCGGAAGCUUGCAUUGUGAGCUGUGAGUACGACAUUCUGCGGGACCAUUCGCUAUUGUACAAGAAGAGACUGGAGGACCUGGGAGUCUCGGUGACUUGGCACCACAUGGAGGAUGGUUUUCACGGCGUGCUGAACACCCUCGAUAUGGGAUGUUUGCAAUUCCCCUGCUCCACAAGGAUUCUGAAUGCCAUGGUCCGUUUCCUAAAGGGGUUGUGAGCAUCUCUCCUUCCUGCUAGAGCUAUGAGAGCGAGGGCCCUCCAGGAGCCCGUUCCCAAUGGGGCGCUCUUGCUGACGUAGGUGAUGCUGAGUGGGGCUAGGGAGGGUUAUUUAGAUCGCUUUUCUCCUUCUUGCUCCAGGUUCUAGAAUCGGAGGAUGCUUGUUUCUGAUGUCUGAAGGGAGAGGCAGGUUUGGGGGAAGGUGAGGCUGUCUGUCCAUGUUCACUGUGGGGAAAUUUUGAGCUGAGAGUCUUCAGUGGCUAUUUGCAAAAGUGAAUGAGAGUGUAAGGGUUGCCCAUGGCCUCCCUGAGGGAGACUUCUGUCUGCUCCGCCUGACCCAGGCUGUGGGUGACAGGACUGUCCCCUUGGCUGGCCUAGGAAUAACCCAGGGGCAGCAUGUGCACUCUCCUGGGCCUUUUCCAAUCUGGCUCAGAGGGUGGGCCCUGAUGUUCUAGACUGCUGUAUGGAGGUGGGAAAACUGGUUCCAUUCUCCUCUGUUUACACAGUGACGCUUUCUGCUGUUCCUCUGUCUCUGGGUUCAGAGUCUCAACUGCCUGUGCGGGAACAGUUAGGAUAGCAUGGGUCAGUUUUCUGUGGGGGUUGGCACCUAGUGGCAGAUAAAAAUAGCCCAGAGUCACUGGAUUGGGGGAGCUCUGGAGCUGUGGGAGUCAAAAGUCAGGUUUCCAAGGGCCGGGAAGUGACGUUGUCAGUGUCAGAAGGGAGGAGGUGGGAGGGAAUCUGUGUCCUGAGUAGGAGACCCAGAGAGAUUGCGUCGGACCAAACUCAAUCAUAGUGGAAACUGAGGGAGGGCCGAAGGGACCGAAGAUGUGUUAGCAAGGGCUCUUUCUGUUUUAGGACCCAGAGCCAACCCAAAUCGACUGAAAUCAGAGACAGGAUGUAUUAGAUAAUGUAACAACGAAUUCUAGGGAUAAUCAGGCAUGGUUUGAUGUGGAAGUGAAACAAUGCCACCAGCUACCUUCUCUUCUUCCUUCUAGUCGAUGCUUUUCUCUAGUUAAUUCACCUUCACCUUUCCAUAUGGUGGCCCGAGCAGCUCCAUGCUUACGUGCUCCCAGAGUCGAGUCCGUUAUUAUGAACUUGCCUCAUUCCCAGCAGAAAUUGCAUUGUCUCGAGGGCACCGUGCGCUUUCUGAAUGGUGUACCCAGUUGCCACAACCAAGGGAAUGAAAUGUUCUGACUGACCAGUUGCAAGUCCCAUGCCUUCCUGGGAGUGGAGAGUGGGGUCAACUCCACCUGGUGCUUGAACUAAGCCCGGCGGAGGGAGGGGGGACUUCCCUCCCACCAACACUUACUCUACUACAGAAGCUAAAUUGAACCCCGAGCCGAGGUACUUGGAAGUGGCAAGAGACGUCAAGGACCACGGGGCAAGUUGACUACGUGCCUGUUAGGAAUAAAAAUUCCUUUGAAGGGAUGGCCCAUGCUCCCAUGCUGGCCCUGCCUGGUAUUCAGGAGGCUCUGCUCCUGGCUGGCCAGUGGUUUUAUAGACCCAGGUCCCAGUUUACUGCACAAGGACCCCGCGCACUCCUUUAACUUGCUUUCAGUUGAAUGUUUGUGCCGACACACAGAGCAGAGACACCCCCUGGAUGGCAUCUCGAUCCAUGCACAACAGGCCGACCAGCAAGUGGCUGUUUGGAGAAACAUGAACCACUCACUGAAAGAAUAUAAUUUGGUGGCCACGCAGCUGUUGGAGAGCAUUAGGAAUGUCCUUCUGAGACAGGUGGCUGUGUUGAGUCUGGGUUGAUUUCUCUCCCGGAGUGUGACCUUUGUUUCACCCCUGCCUCUGGAGAUGGGUGGACAGACAUUAGUUGACCAUUACAGUCUUUCCUGUAACCCAUUCGUGAGGUUCAGGGAAAGGAAAAGGGAUAGAAAUGAAUGUUCACGAGCGUCAACUACAUGCCAGGCACUGUCCUGGGCUGUUUAGGAUUGCCACCUCAUUGUGAAGAGAGAACAUCGAUUGUGAGUUGCUGCCCAGGCAUUUUAUAGCAUGACAGCCAUGCUCCCACCUAGGCUUGGUAUUUGGGGAAGAGCCUGAGCUCAGGAUUCCCGCCACAGUUUCCUGCUUGGUUUUCCUGGGUCACCUUUUUAAGUAAGCACUUAGAGUGGAGUCUGUGAAGCUGGUGACCUUUGCCCCAACCGCCUUAUGAGUCAGAGGUCCUUGCUACCCUGCUCUCUAUCUCCUGGUCACUCGUGACCUGGGAUGGAAGCCUGGCCUUCCCCUGGUCCACUCCACCCCUUGACCCCCUGCCUCUGGGAUUUGUAAGUAAUAAAAUCUUGUGACUUCA
Rhinolophus ferrumequinum (greater horseshoe bat) is the source of this 3567-nucleotide messenger RNA. Its product is annotated as arylacetamide deacetylase-like 3. The transcript is spliced from 4 exons. The coding region runs from base 37 to 1269 and encodes 410 amino acids. Gene Ontology annotation, cellular component: membrane. The record is from RefSeq and is a predicted model, not a curated record. Gene Ontology annotation, molecular function: carboxylic ester hydrolase activity. NCBI's taxonomy places the organism in Eukaryota, Metazoa, Chordata, Mammalia, Chiroptera, Rhinolophidae.